Loxodonta africana (African savanna elephant) is the source of this 620-nucleotide messenger RNA. It is a transcript of the gene RPS14, whose product is annotated as ribosomal protein S14. The transcript is spliced from 5 exons. The record is from RefSeq and is a predicted model, not a curated record. Gene Ontology annotation, cellular component: cytosolic small ribosomal subunit; ribosome. Gene Ontology annotation, molecular function: structural constituent of ribosome. Lineage: Eukaryota; Metazoa; Chordata; Mammalia; Proboscidea; Elephantidae. The coding region runs from base 119 to 574 and encodes 151 amino acids. Gene Ontology annotation, biological process: translation; ribosomal small subunit assembly.
CCGGGGCCUCUCCCCGUGACCUUAGAAGCAGCACUUCCGGGAGCGCGGAAGUCACUCGUCGCUCCGCCUUGUCCCAGCCUCUUUUUCCGGUGGCGGAGUCUGGAGACGACGCGCGGACAUGGCGCCUCGCAAGGGGAAGGAAAAGAAGGAAGAGCAGGUCAUCAGCCUUGGACCUCAGGUGGCUGAAGGAGAGAAUGUCUUUGGUGUCUGCCACAUUUUUGCAUCCUUCAAUGACACUUUUGUCCAUGUCACUGAUCUCUCUGGCAAGGAAACCAUCUGCCGUGUGACUGGUGGAAUGAAGGUAAAGGCUGACCGAGAUGAAUCCUCACCAUACGCCGCUAUGUUGGCUGCCCAGGAUGUGGCCCAGAGGUGCAAGGAGCUGGGCAUCACUGCCCUACACAUCAAACUCCGUGCCACAGGAGGCAAUCGGACCAAGACCCCUGGACCUGGGGCCCAGUCUGCCCUCAGAGCCCUUGCCCGUUCAGGAAUGAAGAUCGGAAGGAUUGAGGAUGUCACCCCAAUUCCCUCUGACAGCACCCGCAGAAAGGGGGGUCGCCGUGGUCGCCGUCUGUGAACAAGACUCAUCAGAGUAUUUUCUGUUAAUAAAUUGCCUUCGUGUA